Pestalotiopsis fici W106-1 is the source of this 2379-nucleotide messenger RNA. RefSeq lists its product as uncharacterized. The record is from RefSeq and is a predicted model, not a curated record. Lineage: Eukaryota; Fungi; Ascomycota; Sordariomycetes; Amphisphaeriales; Sporocadaceae. Bases 1 to 2379 code for a protein of 792 amino acids. The transcript is spliced from 5 exons. Gene Ontology annotation, molecular function: alpha-L-fucosidase activity. Gene Ontology annotation, biological process: carbohydrate metabolic process.
AUGCGUUUCUUCUUCGACUUUACUCUCCUCGCUUGCGGGGCUUCACACCUCGUCCACGGCUACGAUGCGUCUCGACACUUGUGGUACGACGAGCCUGGGGCCGACUUCAGUACGGGCCUCGCCAUUGGCAAUGGACGCAUUGGAGCUCUCGUCUAUGGGUCCGAUACCGAGAAAAUCACACUAAAUGAGAAUUCAGUGUGGAGCGGAGAAUUUCAGGACCGUAUAAACAAUGCGUCGCUAGAAGCAUUUCCCAAAGUCAGGGAGUUGAUCGCGGACGGCAAUCUGACCGAUGCUGGUCAGUUGGUCUUGGAGGAUAUGUCGGGGAUUCCAACGACGAACAGAGCAUACAGCGUCACAAAUGAUCUCAUUCUGGACUUUGGUCACUCGGAAGGAGACUGGGAAAAUUACGAGCGCUGGUUGGAUACACUUGACGGAAAUGUAGGAGUGAGUUACGACUAUAAUGGGGUCACAUACAGUCGUGAGGUUAUAGCCCAAUUCCCCAGUGGCGUUGUUGCUGUCAGGCUGAAUGCCAGCCAAGAGGGAGCUCUAAGUGUCAAUGUUGCCCUCUCGCGGAGCCAGGGCGUUUUGUGGCAGGGAGCUUCACUCGACAACAACACCGUCACCAUGGAUGUCGGAGGCGAUGACGCUGGUUCAAUAGCGUUCUCUUCCGGCGUCCGUGUCGUGGCAGAUGGAGAUAUCAACGUAAACGAUUCUUCUCUAGUCGUUACUGGUGCCACUGUAGUCGAUAUCUUCUAUGAUACCGAUACCGAAUUCCAAUGGACCAGCCAAGAGCUGUACAAGGAGUCUGUUACCAACAAGCUUGCGGACGCAGUCUCAGCCGGCUUCGACGAUUUAAAAUCGGAAGCUAUCGCUGAUCAUAGUAAACUUAUCGGACGAGUGGCACUCGAUAUUGGGUCAAGCGGCGAUACGGGUCUAGUUGCUACGGAUGAAAGAAUUCUCAAUUACCAAGAAGAUCCAGACGCCGAUCCUCAGUUUGUCUCGUUGGCGUACCAGUUCGGGAGGCAUCUUCUGGUUGCGGCAUCUCGCGACACUGGUGGUACGCUCCUUGGAGUUCCUGCUAAUUUGCAAGGCAUUUGGAACGACCAAUAUUCUCCGCCUUGGGGAGGCAAAUACACGAUCAAUAUCAACACUGAAAUGAACUACUGGCUCGCCGAACCUACGAAUCUCAUUGAUACACUUCGCCCACUGUGGGACCUGAUGGCGCGAGGCCGUGAGCGAGGAUCAGAAGUCGCGGAGCGCAUGUAUGGCUGCCCUGGAUAUGUCACUCACCACAAUCACGAUAUCUGGGGUGAUGCUGUACCACAUGAUAAUGGAACCGAAUGGACAAUGUGGCCAAUGUCGAACCUAUGGCUAUUGAGUCAUAUGAUGGAACAUUACCGCUUCACAGGCGACCAGGACUUCCUCAAGAACACGGCUUGGGAUCUGUUUUACGAUGCUGCAGCUUUCUGGAAUUGCUAUCUGUUCGAGUUCGACGGCUACACUACCAGCGGGCCCUCGAUAUCCCCCGAAAAUAGUUUCGUCAUCCCCGACAACAUGUCCGUCGCUGGACAGGACGCGUCAAUCGAUUUCUCGCCCACCAUGGACACGUCUCUUCUCCGGGAAUUCCUCACCAACGUCCUCACCAUUGCGUCUGAUCUAGGCAUCUCGACCGCGGAUGACGAUGUCCUGUCAAAUGUUCAAUCUUUACUGGACGGUCUGCGCCCCCCACAGAUUGGCCAAUAUGGCCAGAUUCAAGAAUGGCGAAUCGACUACGAAGAAGCUGCUCCCGAUCAUCGACACAUCUCCCAUCUUUGGGACCUCUUUCCCAACAGCCGCUUCACUCCGCUCGUGAACCAGACCCUGGCCGAUGCCGCGCGCGUGUCCAUCGAGCGACGUCUAGCCGCCGGUGGUGCAGCCACGGGAUGGUCUCGCAGCUGGGUUGCUGCUUGUUACGCGCGCUUGUUCGACGGCGAUCAGUUUUACAAUCAGACGCAACAGCUGUUGCAGGGACAUGUGAUGCCCAACAUGUUGAAUGCCAUUGACGUGGGCAGCACCACGUUCCAGAUCGAUAGUAACUUUGGCGUGGUUGCCGCCAUCACGGAGUCUUUGCUUCAGAGCCACGCGAGUGUUGUGCAUCUGCUUCCAGCUCUGGCUGAUAAGAUCCCCACGGGGUCCGUCACCGGCCUGGUUGCUCGUGGUGGCUUUGAGGUAAGCAUCAGUUGGGAGGAUGGAGCUCUCACACAAGCAACUAUAUACUCGAGGCUUGGCAAUACACUCGCCGUUAGAGUGGCAAGCGGUACCAGUUUCAAGAUUGAUGGAGAAGAAAGUGAGAGUAUCGAGACGACUGCUGGUAGCACCUACACCGUGACUCUUGCCUAA